GUGCUUCACUGUGUGUGUGUGUUUGUGUGUAGAACUUGAGUUAUUGGCCUCAAAUUGGCUUGGCCAAUGCGUGCAUAGUUAAAUAAGUUAACAGCGAGUGCAAUACAAUAGCUGCCAAAUUGUGACUACGGUUCUUUCAUUAAGCAUAAAACAUAUAAUCUAAAACAAAAAAACGAAAAACAAAAGGCCAAACGAGUGAGAGAGAUAAACACAAUACAAACCGUGUGUCAAACAAAAGCCAAAUGUGAAGAAACUCAUAAAAAGAAAAAAUAAGAAAUAUACACAAAAAAAAAAGAGAAGCCGCAAGAAAAAACAUAAUUCUAACAACAACAACGACGGCAAUAAUCAUAAUAACAGUGUGGCAGCAAAUUAAAAGAAAUGACCCCAAAAAUAAGUUGGCAGUGAAGUUUUCCCAACAGCAAACGAAAAACGAAAAACCAAAAAAAAACAACAACAACUACGAGAAAAGUAAAACAAACAAACAAACAAAAAGCGAUUGUAAUACGACAAAAGUCAAGUAAACUGAAUUCAACUACAGAACACGCAAAUGGGCGCGUUGCAGCAACAGAGUAAAAGAUACACUGAAACAGAUACAGAGAGCAGAUAUAAAAGUAGAGCAGACAACAGCUCAGCACCCGCAUCGUCAACGAUAACGCAGAGAAGAAGCCACAACAGCAUGCCCAUGCGUAUCAGCAUCCUCAUCCUGGCGCUGGGCAGUCUGCUGACGCUACUGUUGCUGGCCACUUGCACAGAUGCCAGUCCCGUGUUUGUGGAUAAUCCCAGCUUAGCACAAUUUCAAUCCGGUCGCAAUAUACGUCAUCUGCCCUGCAUAGUGCGCAAGUCGGGACGCUCUGGUGUCUGCAUGUUUGCCAUCGACUGCAUCAAGCAGAAUGGCACGCACUUGGGCACCUGCAUCGAUCGCUUUUACUUUGGCUCGUGCUGUGCAUUGAAGGAGGAAGCCUCGCUAUUUGCACCUGAGAUCAACGACAAUAGCAUCGAUCAGAAUACCAUUUCUCAUUUCGUCCACGAGUCCACAACAUUGCGCACGACGGACAGCACCUUUGGCAGCCACAAUCACAGCAGCAACCAUCAGCAGCAGCAACACAUGGCCAGCGAGUUGCUGAAGAAUGUGACGCAAAGUUAUUUGAGCAGCGCCAAACCAGUGCGCACCACCAGCAGCAGCAGUAGCAGCAGCUCCACAAGCACCACCAUGAUCAGCAGCAGCAGCAGUAGUAGUAGCAGCAGCAGCAGUUCUUCAACGACUGCCAGCACCACACGUCGUCCUCCGAAUGCUCACACCACCCACAAGAAUUCGCAUUUCGUGAUACGCACCACACUGAAGCCAAGUGCAGCUCCAACGCUGAUUACUACGCCGAAGCCACAUCGUCGUCGCACCACCAGCACACAGCGACCAGUGCUAACCACAUUGCCAGCGCUUGAGCAACGCAUUGAGACCACAACGGUGCCCAGCAAAUUUGUGACUUUCCAGAUUGUGGAGACAACAACGCCAGCAGUCACCGAGGCCACCAACCGCUGGCCAGAGACAACCACCAGACGGCACAGCAGCAGACCCACAGCAAGUAGCGCAGCAGCAGCGUCAAAGACCACAAGCAGGACAACAACAACAACAACCACAACGGCAGCACCGACAACCACAAGCACUACAACGACAACAACUAUAACACCACGUCCAACACCACCGCUGCGCACUACCACAACGGCAAAGCCACACAAGCAACAGUCAAGCAGACGCCCAGCUCCGCCUAAGAAGCCAGUCACAACAACAACAACCAGCAGCAGCAACAGCACGACAACAGCAACACGAAAACCUAUUGAGAGCAUCAGUAAACUAGGCAACAACAACAGCACCACCACCAGCCAAAGUCCAACAAAAACAACAACCACGGGCGGCAGCAGCAGCAGUCACAAGACUACGCCAACAACAACAGCAACAUCGACAGCAAGCAGAACCACAGCUAAGCCGGAGAGAACAACACAUGCGCCCAGGCCAAAGCCACAGCCAACGGCAGAGAUUGUCAAAGUUCCGGCAUUGCUGGCAGAUGUGCCAAUAACAACAACAACCACAACUACCACAAAGGCCACGCGCAGACCAACAACAACUGCACAAACAGCAACCACGACUGCGCCCAAAAAGCAACCAAUUAGCAGCGCAGCAACGACUACAACGCCAAAACCAACGCGUCGGCAUACAACAAAGACAACAACAACAACAACCAGCACCACUGCUGCGCCAACAACAACAACGACGACGACAACCAGAAGAACGACGACAACAACAACAACGACUGCUGCAACACCGCUAACCACCGAAGCAACCAAAUUGCAAUCACCCGCAACAGCAACAACUGAAGCAGCGGCAACGGCAACAUCAAAUGGCAGCAGCAGCCAAGCGACCAAGAAACCCGGUCUGAUCACCUGGACCGAUGUGGAGGCUGAGCCCAUAACAAAUGCGACCAUUGCCAGCAAUUGGCAGCCGGGUCAACCCGCCGAUUGGAUACCAAUGCCCACUUUGUUGCCAGAGAUGUACAACAAAACGGCUGCAGGCGCAGUUACGCCCAGCAGCAGCACAGACAAGGUGGUUAUCUCGGUGGCCACCAGCGUUAGCACCAGCAGUGAAUCAAAGCCGGGUCAGAGUCAAACGCCAAUGCCAGCAACGACAGCAACAACCGCUAGCAAGCCGCAUAGAACCACAAAACCACCACCAACUACUAGCAGGCCAACAUCAACAGCCACGACGACAACAACAACAGCUGCUACAACAACGACAACAAGCACUCCAAGAACUACAACGACAACAACAACAGCAACUGUAACAAGCAAAACCACAGCGGCAACUGCAACCGAGAGCAGCAGCAGCAUUGAAUUAGCAUCCUCGACAACAUCUUCAACCGAAUCCAGCAACGAGUUGGCCAGCAGCGGCAGCAGCACAACGGAUUACAGCGGCGAGGAGCUGAACACAACCACGAUCGAUGCAGUUGGCAAUACAACUGUAGCGCCUGCAAGUGGCUUGGAGGGCGUCGAUUACAGAGAAGUCUGUGGACGUCGCAUGUUCCCCGAGCCGCGCAUCGUUGGCGGGGCAAAUGCCGCCUUUGGACGCUGGCCCUGGCAGAUAUCGCUGCGUCAAUGGCGCACCUCAACAUAUCUGCACAAGUGCGGCGCGGCGCUUCUCAACGAGAACUGGGCAAUCACAGCGGCUCACUGUGUUGACAAUGUGCCGCCCUCCGAUUUGCUGUUGCGCCUCGGGGAGUACGAUCUGGCCGAGGAAGAGGAACCCUAUGGUUUUCAGGAACGUCGUGUACAAAUUGUUGCUUCCCAUCCCCAGUUCGAUCCACGCACCUUUGAAUACGAUCUGGCGCUGCUCAGAUUCUAUGAGCCUGUGGUAUUCCAACCCAAUAUCAUACCCGUUUGUGUGCCCGACAACGAUGAGAACUUCAUUGGCCAGACCGCAUUUGUCACCGGCUGGGGACGUCUGUAUGAAGACGGUCCGCUACCCAGUGUGCUGCAGGAGGUCGCUGUGCCUGUCAUCAACAACACCAUCUGCGAGUCCAUGUACCGUUCGGCGGGCUACAUUGAGCACAUACCCCACAUAUUCAUCUGUGCCGGCUGGAAGAAGGGCGGCUACGAUUCCUGCGAAGGUGAUUCUGGUGGCCCCAUGGUGCUGCAACGUGAGUCGGAUAAACGCUUUCAACUUGGCGGUGUCAUCUCCUGGGGUAUUGGCUGUGCGGAGGCCAAUCAGCCGGGCGUCUAUACGCGCAUUUCCGAGUUCCGAGACUGGAUCAAUCAGAUUUUACAGUUUUAGUCGCAUCGUCGUCGUAGUCUUCGCCUGUGUAUUAUGCCUAAUCCUUAGUGAAUGCCCAGCAAACGAAUCGACAUCGAAAUUGUUUUCGAAACUGAAUUCAAACUUGAUCUCGUGCUUUGGUUAUGACCUCUUAGCUUACAUUGAGACUCUGCGCAUAACCCAAGCAACGAUUUCAGUUACCAUUUACCAAUUUCCUAUAAAUCCCUCUUCAACUUUUUCUCCACCCAAAUGCAACACAACAACAAAAACAAUCACAACUAAUUCCAUUAUCAUAAUGUUAAUUUUAAAAUGCUUAGCUUAACUCAUAAUUACACGAAAAACAAAAGCACAAAAAAAAAAAAUAAGAAUGAAUGAUAAAGAAAAUAUUCCCUAAACUAGUGAAUGUGAUUAGCACACUAAACGAGGAUCGCAUCGUGCAUUAUUAUACAGAUGGUAAUAAUAAUGUUGGUGAUGAUAAUGAUGGUGUAACGUAUUAAUCAGUUUGACACUUAACUUAUUUCCCCCAUUUGUCUCUGUAUAUAAUUUUCUAAAUUAUUGCAUAUAACAUUUAUGUAGCUAUAAGUUUAUAUAAUAGACAAUUGCUCAACUCAAUGUGGGGCAUUUGAAUAGGCGCUUCUUUCCAACGAAGUUAUUGCGAAUACGAAGAAGCUAUUGUAAUUUAAUUUAAUAACGUAUUGUAAUUAUUUAUUUAAAAUCGCACAUAAAUUAAUUCAAUUAAAAUGUUUA
Messenger RNA from Drosophila albomicans, 4546 nucleotides. RefSeq names its product serine proteinase stubble (gene Np). The coding region runs from base 548 to 3820 and encodes 1090 amino acids. The transcript is spliced from 9 exons. Gene Ontology annotation, molecular function: serine-type endopeptidase activity. The record is from RefSeq and is a predicted model, not a curated record. Lineage: Eukaryota; Metazoa; Arthropoda; Insecta; Diptera; Drosophilidae. Gene Ontology annotation, biological process: acrosome reaction; proteolysis.